GCUGGUAGUAAUGGUAGACAAAGUACACGUUCAGGAAAGGCAACAGAAGUUGUAAACUGAAAAACAGAGUUUAAACUUCAAAACUUGUUAAACAACGAUGGAGAACGUGCCUAUCGACAUACAUUAUAACAAACUCCUUGACUGGUUGAUUGAUCGUCGCCAUUGCACUUUGAAAUGGCAGCAGUCUGCAGCUUUGAUAAAAGAGAAAGUCGAUGCCGCGAUGAAGGAGAUACCGUCGGAUCCAAGCAUCCAAGAACUGAUGCGGGGAGCAUGUGUUGGUUACUUUCGUUGUUUGAAAGUUAUGGAAAUUUUAAAGGCGUCGGGUGAAGGCUCAAAAAAUAUUUUCGGACAGUAUUCCUCGCGUAAGAUGAAGGAUUGGGCUGAGAUUUUGCAAUUGUACCAAAACGAUAAUAUUCAUUUAGCCGAAACAGCACAUUUCCUAGUUCGAAAUGUCAAUUACGAAAUUCCAUCACUUAAAAGACAAAUAUCAAAAUGUCAACAGACUCAAAGAGACUGCACGCGAAAGGAGAGUGAAUAUAUGACAAAUGCGGGGUUGUUUAAAGACAGAUAUUAUUACGAAUGCAAACAGAUGGGCGUGCAGGGUGAAAAUAUCAAGAGCGAACUUCUGGCACUGGUUGAUGAAUUGCCCGUAUUAUUCGAAAGCAUUGCAGAGAAAACAAAAACUUUGGAAGAUUCAGUAGCGUAUUAUUCAGAAUUUGUAAAUUUUAUCCUUUCCAGGGGUGCCAUAAGUGAAAAAACAGAAGAAGUAUCAAAGACGGGGGUCACGCCAAUGCUUCUGUUUGUUUGUAAACACGGAAACGCCACUGUCUAUGAAUGGAGAACUGGCAAAGCACCGAAGGAUGUUCGCAAGGAAGAUAUAACUCUAGAUCUGGAUGAUAAAUUGGAUGAUGUUGCGGAGAUUGACUGGGGAGCAGUGGACACUGCUGAAGACACGAAUGACGUCAUUGACUUUGGAGAUGCAUCAGACGCGAUCGACUUUGGAGAUGCAGAGAUUGAACUUGUUGACACCACUGGGAUUUUAGUUGAAGACAAUGGAGCCGAAAUUGAUUUUGGAAUAGAAGCCGUAGGUGAUAAAGAUACUGCAAUUGAGUGUGAAGAUGCUGGGCAAGGAAAAGAUGAGAAUAAUGGAGAAGUAGCAAAGGGUUCUGACGCCUUAUCAAUAUUGGAAAAUACAGAAACACGCAAUUUAUUUAUUGACGAAUUACUUGAGGUGGAGUCAUUUUUGCAGCAAAGACUUGAAGAGUUAAGUUCAGAAGGUGAUAUAUUGUCUGCCAAACAGUUUCAGUCAGCACCAACUACGAUUCAAAUACAGUCAAGGGACAAAGUUGAUGCUAUGCUGUCAAAAGUCUCAUCUAUUCUUAAUGACAUUACAUCAGCAAAAAUGCAGAAUUUAUAUCGACUAAAAAGCUCGCCUCACUACGUACAUCGCCUGGCUGACUCGCUUCAACAGAAACUGAAGACUGCAAACAACCUGCUAAGACAAGCUAAAGCUAUUGUCGAACGGAAGGAGAACGCGCAACGACUACAAAUCGAGACAGAGCCUAAGCUGGAACUAAUUAUUCGAGAAACUAAGGAGCUAAAACAACAGAUUGCUGGAGAAAUAUCAAAGAAAUACAAAAGCCGACCAGUUAAUAUCAUGGGUGAAAUAAACACAAUUUGAAUUUUUAAAAUCAAAAGAGCCGUUGAUAGUAUUUAGAUAAUCUGUUAAAUUUGUGUAGAAAUUUUCUGAUAUAAGCUGAUAAUGGGGAAUUGAAUGCUAGCAGUUGUCUCAUUCAGGGUAAAUUAUUUUAUCAAAUAGAGGCUGAGUGCAAAGAAAAUUGAUGUCUAUUAAUUGCCAGCCUCUUUUGCACCAAUACAGCAGUAAAAUUGUGAUCUGGAACGCUGUUUGACAUUUACCAUUGUAGACGUGAGGUCUCUUUCCAAACACCGUAAGAGAUUUUUCAAAGAAAUAAUUUUUUAGGGAUUUUUCGAUGAUUCUUUUUGAAGUCAAAAGGAUUUUGCUGAAGGCAUGCGAGAUAUACGUGGAAUGUUCCUCGAUUGAAGCAAUUUAUGCUUCUUAUACACCGUUCUACUGCCGAUAAUUCUGCAAAUAAACUGAUCAGGAACAAUUUGCUAAACAUUACAUUUCUUCAACCGAUAACUUGGCCAGCUUUCUUUCACCGUAAAUUAGCCAGCUUUCGUUCAUAUCGAAUUCUGGGAAGUUUGAGCAAUGAAUUCUUCAUUCAUAAGAUUCUUUCUUUUAAGAGAAAUAGAAUAUUGUGUUUCAAUGAAGGCAAAAGCCGUUCUUUCACUAAUUUCAAAGAUAUACGAUAUUAUCGAUAAGGGAACCAAAAGAACAAGAAUUAAGUAAAUCUAGUUUCUGGCAAUUCAAUGUACUUUUGCAAGCCUGCAGCCUUAUUUUUAGUUUUAUAAUGUUUUGCAGGAAAUCUUUUUCAUGCCACAAAAUUGUUUUGAUUCAAAAUAAUGUGUGAUUUCGAUUUCCUAAAUACUCGUUCCUAAAAAUUGAAGUUUUCGACAUUGUGCUCUUCGCCCUUCAAAAUGCUUUGCAGAAGCUAACGUUUUUGUAGGUCAUCAGCCUUACCUUCAAUAAAAAUUUACACCUAAACUUUUUGCUUGCCUACACUUUUGUGAAAACAGACUAAAGCAUGUGAAAAAAACUCUCACCUAACGGUUCUAUUGCUAAAUUCAGCUCAAAUUGUCUUUUUUUCAAAAAAUUGAAAACAAUUCUGGCAUAAGUGAAAGAAGCCUAACAUUUCUUUCAAAAUUCGAUAGUAAACCUGAAAAGAAUUCCCAACAACUUUUGUGUAUUUGUUUCGAUACUGAAGUGUCUCACAAUAUCAAUAACUCUGUUAAAAACACUUGCAUUCCUGUAACCCAAAAACCUCAUGUUUCUGCUAAAACAUAAAGUGAGUUGUUUUCCCAUAGAUUCGUCACCAUUAUUUCUGUCUAGCUUCAAAAUACAAGGAUAUUAAUGUUCGCUCUUAAAGGCAAUCUGUCACGACGUUGAUUGAUUAUAAGAACAAAGGGAUUUUUUAUUGUUUCCAGUCCCCCUUUUAUUUAUCGCAUUGUAAAAAAUAUGGCGGAGCGCUGGAAUCGUGUUUAGGCUAUUGUUCCAGCUAUUGUUCUCGUUAACCAAUCCACAACGAGAUAGAUGGCCUUUAAACGUUGCAAAUCUUUCGUUGAAGUUGCACUGAAACUCAAUUUCAUAUCAUUUGCUGGUGGAUCUAUGCAUUGACGUUCCACAAAGGCGGCUUGAAAACAUUUUCUGAGAAAACUGGCUUCGAAAACCGAACCACUUUAUAAAAUUUUUAAAAAAAGGGACUUGAGCCGACAUUCUCGUCCAAAAUCGGAUGUUUCCUGUCUGAAGCAAAAACUUCUUACAUAAUUUUACUGAACAAAAAUCUUUUCGGCUACAGAAGCUUCCAACAUUUUUUGGAUACAUUUUAUGCAAUAAAGAACCGCUUUCAUGGACAAGUAUCAAAUCCCAUUUACUACUUGUCUAUCAAUUAUUCCAGUAAUUCUUAUUCAUAAUUGUAUAUUCAGCUUGCAAAAAAAUUUAAUUUACAUUUAUAAUCAACGCAGUAUUAUAUACAAAACAGGUUUACAACAAUGGUAGAAAAUCAUCAUUACGAGUUGGCACCAGGCCUUACAAUUACCAAAAUCAAAAAUAAAAUAUAAUUAACAACUUUUUGUGUAAUCUUAUGUAAAUCUGCACAGGGUUAACAAACAGUUUUGAAUCUAUGGCUAUUGGGACAGUGACUUGAAACAACAGAGCUUGAAACAAGCUUUUUUGUAAUGUUAGCAUAGGAAAGGUUUUGCCUUUUAAUGUCCUAAUACAACAGGGGCAAUGGUCUCCCUAUGUAGACAGCUAAGCGAUUUGAAAAAACCUGGAGUUAAUAAAGCGGACCAAUCUUCAGGUUGCAUGUUUUGUUAAAAUGUUUCUCUACACGUGAACUUUAUUCGAAUAAUAUGGGACACCAAAAACUUAAAAAGUUCAUCACUAAUUAACAAUAACCUU
Messenger RNA from Rhopilema esculentum, 4039 nucleotides. Its product is annotated as CDK5 regulatory subunit-associated protein 3. Gene Ontology annotation, biological process: regulation of mitotic cell cycle. Gene Ontology annotation, cellular component: endomembrane system. Lineage: Eukaryota; Metazoa; Cnidaria; Scyphozoa; Rhizostomeae; Rhizostomatidae. The record is from RefSeq and is a predicted model, not a curated record.